Messenger RNA from Aegilops tauschii subsp. strangulata, 2514 nucleotides. The record is from RefSeq and is a predicted model, not a curated record. Lineage: Eukaryota; Viridiplantae; Streptophyta; Magnoliopsida; Poales; Poaceae.
ACUUCACUUUUCCCCAUUUCAUUUCAUCCCAAACCGGCGGCACCUGCUCCGCCGCGUCCGCGCCCUGCGGACACCCACGGCGAGCGCCUCGAGACGUCUCGGCUCCCAGAUCGCCGCCAACGGCCAACCCCGCGACUCCUUACUUCGGGUCGAUUGCCCUAGCAAUCAGAUGAAGCGGAACCCUAGCGGGCAGAGCCAUGUCAACACAAGAAAGCGAGGCUGACUAUCAGGUUCUCCUUGGUGAUGAGGCGGAGGAGGUUGAAGAGGAUGAUGAGUGGGGAGAGGAGGAGGGAGGAGGAAUAUGAGUCAGCUGGGUCUGAACCAAUUCGAAAGCGUCAGAAAGUAUCUGACAUUUGGGAAGGCUUCAUGAUUCUUAAGCGCACACGCAGUGGGGAAUCAGCUAGAUGUUCUACUUGUGGCAAAACAGGCAUGACUUCUCUCUUGACAACAGCACGUUCAGUCGACAAGCCCCAGGUUGGUCCUGAUUAUGCUGCUGCUAGAAGAUCAUUAGCCAUGUUUAUUAUCACCAGUGGGCUGUCAUUAUCAAUUGUUGAAGAACCCAGUCUUCAGACGUUUAUCAGAGCUGUUAAUCCGCUGUCUGAAAAUAUAAACUCUUGUCGCCGGUCUGUUUUAGACAGAGAUGUCAUGGCUCUUUAUGGAAGGGAAAAGGAUUCUUUGAAAUUUAUCUUGUCUGAAGCACCUGGGAGAAUCAAUUUUGCUAUUGAUCGCUGGAAGGGCAAAGAAACCGGAGAAAACUACAACGAUGAUAUCUAUAUGUGCAUCGUGGCUUGCUUUAUUGAUGUUGAUUGGAAUUUGCAGAGAAGAGUAGUGGCUUUCAAACACUUGGCUUUUCCUGACGAUGUCGUGUCUGUCGCUGAUACUGUAGCAUCCUGUUUUACUGAAUUUGAGGUUGAUCAGAAGCUAAUGUGCAUAACUCUGGAUAAUGCAUUAGAUGAUGCUUCUGUGGAUAAUUCAGUUAAGACGAUUGUGCUAGAUAAGGACAAAUUGUUGUGUGAUGGUGAAUUAUGUCAAAUGCAUUGUUGCACAGAAAUCUUGAAUUCAGUUGUGCAAGCUGGUCUAGAGCUGAUUGAUGAUGUUGUUAACAAGAUUCGUCAUGGAAUUCACUAUAUCACUUACUCUAAAAAGAGAGAGGAUGAGUUUUAUCAGGGUGCUAAAGAAAUUUGUCAUCUUGAUGUUGCAAUGAAGUUACGUGCUGAUCUGGUUAUUACUUGGGACUCAACUUACAAAAUGCUUUGCUGUGCGCUGUAUUACAAGGAUGCUCUGAAGCAUUUUGCAUCAAAACAUCAGACCUUCUUGUCUGAUUUCCAUCUUUGUGAUGAAGAAUGGAACAGGGUGGCAACAAUGGAAAAGUUCAUAAAGCCACUCUAUGACAUCACAUGCACUUUCUUAACCACAAAGCACAAAACUGCCAGUUUAUACUUUCUUGGACUAUACAAGGUUUACCGAUUGCUUGGAGUGACAAAAGGGCAAGAAAACUUCAUGGCUGGUAUGGUGAAAGACAUGAUGGCUAAGUUCGACAAGUAUUGGUCCGAGUACAGUCUUGUUUUGGCUUGUGCGGCUGUUCUUGAUCCUCGUUACAAGCUCAACCUAGUCAGCUUUUGUUUUAAGAAGAUCUAUGGUGAUGUUGGUGCUAGCCAGUAUACUGACAGAGUUGUCGCAUUGCUCCACAGACUGUUUGCUCAAUAUGAGAAGUCACCGUGUUCUUGUUCAGCUGCAGUUGGGAGUGGUGGUACUGGGUACCACACCAAGGAUGAUCUGUUCGAUGGUUUUGCUCUGCCGGAACAAAAAUCGGAACUGGAUUGGUAUUUGGAAUCACCAGCUAUGCAUCUAAACACUGAUCUGGAUAUCUUGGAGUUUUGGAGCGGCAUGUCUAAGUGUUACCCCAACCUUGCAAACUUAGCUCGUGAUAUCCUCGCCAUUCCUAUCUCCACCGUUCCUUCUAAGUCUGUAUUUACCGUGGGUGAGAAAGUUGUGAACCCUCGUAGGAGUACGCUCAAGCCCGAUCUACUCGAGAUGCUGAUCUCGCUCCACGACUGGACAUGUCCACAUGACAAAAAGGGUAUUACUGUCUCUGCUAUAGAAGAGGGUAUCGAUGAUGAGGAAGACGAGGAGGAUGGUGCAGACGAAUCUGAUGAAGAAGAGAACACGGAAGAAUCUCAUGACAAUGAUGCUUAUUGCUGCGGGUGAUUAGGAUGUCGGGCUGCAACUCCAAGCUCUUUUGUUUCAUGUGUUGUGGCAGUCAGUCUCUUUUGCGGGCUGUGUUGCACAUACUGUGUUGCUUAGCUUGUUGGAGAGUUUGAUUUACACAUACUGUUAUGUUGUUGAAAAGUGUUGCUCGUUAAGUUGCUUUUGUUACAUUUUCCUUGGACUGGCCAAGAAGAUGCAUCACUAUUUCUAGGCAGAGCCUUAAGCCUUCAUGAGGCCUGGGGCUCCUAAAUUCCACAUGUAUGAUUAAUUGCAAAGUGUGAUCCCUUGAGAUCUUUUUUUGUUUAA